Messenger RNA from Xylaria bambusicola, 1609 nucleotides. RefSeq names its product branched-chain amino acid aminotransferase. Gene Ontology annotation, molecular function: branched-chain-amino-acid:2-oxoglutarate transaminase activity. Gene Ontology annotation, cellular component: mitochondrion. The record is from RefSeq and is a predicted model, not a curated record. Lineage: Eukaryota; Fungi; Ascomycota; Sordariomycetes; Xylariales; Xylariaceae. Bases 328 to 1590 code for a protein of 420 amino acids. Gene Ontology annotation, biological process: L-valine biosynthetic process; L-leucine biosynthetic process. The transcript has 2 exons.
UCUGUCUGGUCGUUGCUCCGAGAUCGCAACCGGGACCCUUGAUCCUGCGCUAUCGUGGUCGUCACACCGGUCCAGUCGAAAACAAGCUUCAUCCAGGUUUAUUCCCGUCCGUGUCCUGUCAUUCUACAUUCUGCAUUCUGCAUUUUGCUUGUAGUGCUCGCCGAGCAGUUAAUUGACUAGGUAACCGGCUCAUUGGAGGGCACGCAUUCGUUCUUGACGUGAUCAUAUACAUAUUGCAACAUCUUCAAUAUUUCCAAUUUUCCCAUUUUUCCCCCUUCCGCUUUCCUCUUUGCCCUACCCGCCAGCCAUACUCUCAGAUUCCAAAACAUGUUGCGACCACUUCUCCCGCGAUGCGCGAGGGCCCUGAGGGCGUCUACCGCUGCUGCGACUCCUUUUACACGCUCACCCUAUGCUCUGUCCACAUCGUCCUCCGUCUCGCGAUGGUAUAGCAUACAGCCCGCCGCCGCUUCGACAGCCAAGCAACUCGACGUCGACCCUUCCAAGCUCACUAUUCAGAAGACGACGGAUCCUAAAACUUUGGUAGACCCGAGCACGCUGGUCUUUGGCCGACACUUCACAGAUCACAUGUUGACAAUAGAAUGGACGCAAACCGAAGGCUGGCGCGCGCCCGCCAUUCAGCCUUACCAGAACCUCGCUCUUGACCCGGCCUCGUGUGUCUUCCACUAUGGCUUCGAGUGCUUCGAGGGCAUGAAGGCCUACAAGGACAAGGCUGGAAAGGUGCGGCUCUUUAGGCCCGACAAGAACAUGGAGCGUUUCAACAAGUCGGCCGCGCGCAUCGCCCUCCCCACCUUCUCGUCACCAGCCCUCAUUGACCUCCUCUCCCGCUUUGUGAACCUUGAGGAGCGCUUCAUUCCCGACAAGCGCGGGUACUCGCUCUACCUGCGUCCCACCAUGAUCGGCACCCAGAAGACCCUCGGCGUGAGCCCGCCCGGAUCGGCCCUGCUCUUCGUUAUCGCGUCCCCUGUGGGCCCCUACUUCCCUCUCGGCUUCAAGGCCGUAUCCCUCGAGGCCACAGACUACGCCGUGCGCGCCUGGCCAGGUGGUGUAGGCGACAAGAAGCUCGGCGCCAACUACGCGCCAUGCGUCGUGCCACAGCUCGAGGCCGCGAGUCGCGGCUUCCAGCAGAACCUCUGGCUGUUCGGACCCGAGCAGUACAUCACCGAGGUUGGCACGAUGAACCUGUUCGUCGCCAUCCGCAACAAGGAGACGGGGCAGAAGGAGCUCAUCACGGCGCCUCUCGACGGUACCAUCCUCGAGGGAGUCACGCGUGAUUCGAUCCUCUCGCUCGCCCGCGAGAAGCUCGCGCCCGAGGGCUGGCUCAUAUCAGAGCGCAAACUCACCAUGGCGCAGCUCGCCGAAGCCUCCGAGGAAGGCCGUCUGAUGGAGGUCUUUGGCGCCGGCACCGCUGCUAUCGUCAGCCCCGUGCGCACCAUCAGCUGGAGGGGCAAGCCUGUCGACUGCGGCCUCCACGAGCACGAGGAGUCGGGCGAGAUUGCGCUGCGCAUGAAGGGAUGGAUUGAGGGGAGACAGUACGGUGACGAGGAGCACGAGUGGAGCUACAUCUGCUGAUAGAGAUGCUGAUGAUAAC